AGCAGCAGCAGCAGCGGGGAGCUCUGGGUAGGGAGUGUUCUGUUUGCUGCUGCUAUAACGUUAAGCUGCCGCUGUUUCUUUAGGAGUGAGAGGAAGCAGCUCCGAGAAGGAGGGGAGCCGUUUGCAGCCAUGCUGAAUCACAGGCGCUGAUUUAUUCACCCAGCUUGCUGUACCCAGAUCAAGGAGAACGGUGGGAGACGCGGCAUUACUUGAGAACAGCAAACGAGGGUGCAUGCAGAGUUCAAGCUCCACUCCGGCUGCGCACAAUGGACGACGAAAGCAUCAAGAGGUGCCCCCAACCACUUGAGGCAGAUGGGGAUAAGGACCAGCGAAUGGUGACCAUCAAUCCUUGUCACAUGGGAAAGGCAUUCAAAGUCAUGAAUGAAUUAAGGAGUAAGCGGCUUCUUUGUGAUGUGGUGAUUGUUGCUGAAGACGUUGAGAUCGAAGCCCAUCGUGUUGUCCUAGCAGCCUGCAGUCCAUAUUUCUGUGCAAUGUUUACAGGAGAUAUGACUGAAAGCAAAGCAAAGAAGAUUGAGAUCAAAGACGUUGAUGGGCUAACCUUAAGCAAGCUGAUUGAUUACAUCUACACAGCUGAGAUAGAGGUCACAGAAGAAAAUGUUCAGGUUUUGUUACCAGCAGCCAGCCUAUUACAGCUGAUGGAUGUUCGACAAAACUGUUGUGAUUUUCUACAGUCUCAGCUCCAUCCCACGAAUUGCCUUGGUAUUCGCGCCUUUGCAGAUGUGCAUACUUGCACUGAACUAUUGCAACAGGCCAACGCCUAUGCAGAGCAGCAUUUUCCUGAGGUAAUGCUUGGUGAAGAAUUUCUUAGCCUUAGCCUGGACCAGGUCUGCAGUUUAAUAUCAAGUGACAAGCUCACUGUUUCUUCGGAAGAAAAGGUUUUUGAAGCUGUCAUUUCUUGGAUAAAUUAUGAGAAAGAAUCUCGCUUGGAACACAUGGCUAAGCUGAUGGAACAUGUCCGUCUCCCUCUCUUGCCCAGAGAUUACCUUGUACAGACAGUUGAAGAAGAAGCUUUAAUCAAGAACAAUAAUACAUGUAAAGAUUUCCUUAUUGAGGCCAUGAAAUAUCACUUGCUUCCUCUGGAUCAAAGACAGUUAAUAAAGAAUCCUAGAACAAAACCGAGAACACCAGUCAGUCUGCCAAAGGUAAUGAUGGUAGUUGGUGGGCAAGCACCCAAAGCGAUUCGGAGUGUGGAGUGUUAUGAUUUUGAGGAAGAACGGUGGGAUCAAGUUGCUGAACUUCCUUCCCGGAGAUGUAGAGCAGGGGUAGUGUUCAUGUCAGGCAAUGUCUAUGCUGUAGGAGGUUUUAAUGGCUCUUUACGAGUCCGAACAGUAGAUGUAUAUGAUGGGGUGAAAGACCAGUGGACGUCAAUAGCCAGCAUGCAAGAAAGACGAAGCACUUUGGGAGCAGCUGUGCUAAAUGAACUCCUCUAUGCUGUUGGUGGAUUUGAUGGAAGCACAGGUCUUGCAUCUGUGGAGGCCUACAACUAUAAAACCAAUGAGUGGUUUUUUGUGGCACCUAUGAACACAAGAAGAAGCAGUGUUGGAGUUGGAGUUGUGGAGGGUAAACUCUAUGCUGUUGGUGGUUACGAUGGAGCAUCACGUCAGUGCCUUAGUACUGUAGAGCAGUAUAAUCCAGCUACAAAUGAGUGGGCAUAUGUGUCGGACAUGAGUACUCGGCGUAGUGGUGCAGGUGUUGGUGUGCUUAGUGGACAGUUGUAUGCUACUGGAGGACAUGAUGGCCCUUUGGUGAGGAAAAGCGUAGAAGUGUAUGAUCCUGGAACAAAUACAUGGAAACAAGUGGCAGAUAUGAAUAUGUGCAGAAGAAAUGCAGGUGUGUGUUCAGUGAAUGGGCUUCUUUAUGUGGUUGGAGGAGAUGAUGGCUCUUGCAAUUUGGCAUCUGUGGAAUACUAUAAUCCUGUCACUGAUAAAUGGACAUUAUUACCAACCAACAUGAGCACUGGAAGGAGUUAUGCAGGUGUAGCUGUGAUCCAUAAACCAUUGUGACACACGUUCAAGUAACUACAGAGACAAGAAAUAAUGUGCAUUUAUCUUGGUGGGUUUUGGAAGACACUGAUAUCUGACUUGUACCUGCCACACUAAUACUGCACUCCUAGCAUGGCAAGUAUAUGCUAAGACCAUCAACCUUUGCUCAGCAAUGGGCAGUACAGCAAUGUGAAGGCUUUGCUAUGAACAUGUACCAGAAAUAAGAUGUUGCUUGUUUUUCUUUGUGCAAUCAGCUGUUUUAUGUACAGCCAAGACUGAGUUUGAACUGAAUUUCUCAAGAGAAAGGAAAUGUAUUUCUGUGGAAUGUGACUGGGAGAAAUGGUAUCUUUGAGUACUUCACUGCUGAAGUUACAUAUAUGCCUAUGUUCUAGAAAGCAUUCCCUAUUAUCACACAUUAGAUAAAUCUACUGAGACUGGAAUUUUUGAAAUACCCAACAAAAGAACCUGGCCUGAAAAUAGGCCUGAAGGAAAUAGAUUGAGAACUCUGUUGUAUGUACAUAUACCGGUUGACUACUGUAAAUAUGGUACUUAGGGCAUUGGAGGUAUACCUUGUAUGACUUUCAUCCUAGUCACAGAACUGCAUUUAUCAAAUCUAUUUUGUAUAUGGGAUUGGAUGAGCCAAGCAGUGUCUUUCUCUGAGGUGAAAGCAUACAUUAACUACCCAAAGACUAGUGAUCGCACUAAAUGUAAUGCUCUGGAAGGGUUUAUUGCUAUUUCAAAAUGAAUUCUGAUCAAGGUUGAUGCUUAAAGGGAUGUGUGUAUGAAGAGUCAUAAUAUUGUGUCUCUUGACUGUUGCCAACAAUUCACAAAACCCAAAUUGUACUGGCACCUGUUUUUUCAAGGGUGUUUAGAUACCUUGGAAAAGUACUUUAAAAUCAUAAACUAAGGUUGUCAUCAAAUUUCAGGAAAAAAGUGGAAUUCAGUAGUGGAUUUGGGAUUCCAGCCAGUUUCUGAGAAUUGCAUCUGGCUCAGUGACAUGGAGGAUGUCCAUACAUGGAUUAUGCUGUCAUGAGCAAGGGCUGAUUGCCCUGGGCAAGCCUAUCUGAGCAAAUGGGACUGGAAAAACAAACUGGAUGGCCAGACAUCUGAACAAUAAUCCGGUAAACCCUAAUGAAGUUUAGAUUAGAACUGACUGGCUUCACCCAUCCCUAUAUACCUCUCUUGCAUUUGGCCAAAUACCACAAGUUGCCCAAGAUUUAAAAACCUUUAAGUGUCUUAAUGCUUCCACCAUAUGGUUGUUUAAGGCUGCAAUCCUAUGCACAAUUACCUGGGAGUAAGCCCUAUUGAACUCAGUGGAGCUUACUUCUGAGAAGGCAUGUGUAGGAUUGCACUGUAAUUCUUCUAGCUGUUUUACUUAACAGCUGCCCUUUCAAGCGUUCUCCAUGUUUUCAUUAUAUCUGUGUAAUGAAGUUACUUGAAUUUUUAAGUAUUUAUUCUAAAAAGGAAAGUACUUUUUGAAAAUAAGGAAAGCCAGGUCCAACUAAAAGGCUUGACUAGUAUAGAAAAAUCUCCUGCCGCCUUUCAUCUUUAAUACCAUCAUCAUCGAACAUCAUUUUGUUCCUAGAAAGUUUGCAUUCCAGCUUCCAGCUCUUCUGGCAUAUUUAAUGCUAACGAAAACUUCCAUAAAAAAAUGAACAGGAAAAUAUUUCCCUCCUUCCCCCCCCCCAACCCCUUAGUGUGCAUUUUACAAGUGGUGUGUGCAUGUUCUUCAAAGUAAGCACUUAACUUAUUUCUGAUGUAGAUAGCUUUUUUUGUCACUUGCCAAAUAUCAAGGGUGAAACAGAAUGUAUAACUGAACUUUCUUUGAACUAGUGUCAAUAAGGUAAGGCUGGAUUAUUUUUGACAAGGGUUAGAUUGUCAUUAGAUUUUUUAAAAAUCCUUGGAAUCUCAGUGUUAUGUACCUUUUAUCAUAGCUUGGAAAAGUUACUUUUUUGAACUACAACUCCCAUCAGCCCAAUCCGGUGGCCAUGUUGGCUGGGG
Rhineura floridana is the source of this 4004-nucleotide messenger RNA. RefSeq names its product kelch like family member 3 (gene KLHL3). Gene Ontology annotation, cellular component: cytosol. Gene Ontology annotation, biological process: monoatomic ion homeostasis; protein K48-linked ubiquitination; renal sodium ion absorption. NCBI's taxonomy places the organism in Eukaryota, Metazoa, Chordata, Lepidosauria, Squamata, Rhineuridae. The record is from RefSeq and is a predicted model, not a curated record. Gene Ontology annotation, molecular function: protein binding. The coding region runs from base 267 to 2024 and encodes 585 amino acids. The transcript is spliced from 15 exons.